AUGGGUGGUCCCAAUCUGGAAGUCUUCAAAUUCGGCUUGUACGUGAUGUUCCCGAUCGCAUUCAUGUACUACUACGGCAUCAACCUCGACAAGCGCUUCGCGGUGCCGGACUUCUGGCCCCGGCCGGAACAGACGAACCGCAUCCCGUUUGAGAAGGACGAGAUUCACAGCGAGCUGGAACGCUUGAGGCGGAAGAGGCUGGAGCUGAGGAAUCGGAGGUUGGAGGAAGGUGGAGAUGUCGGGGGGAAGGGCGCGUGA
Molecule: messenger RNA, 258 nt
Organism: Drepanopeziza brunnea f. sp. 'multigermtubi' MB_m1
Lineage: Eukaryota; Fungi; Ascomycota; Leotiomycetes; Helotiales; Drepanopezizaceae
Biological process (GO): mitochondrial respiratory chain complex IV assembly
Cellular component (GO): mitochondrion; mitochondrial inner membrane
Source: RefSeq, a predicted model, not a curated record